Molecule: messenger RNA, 1663 nt
Organism: Macadamia integrifolia
Lineage: Eukaryota; Viridiplantae; Streptophyta; Magnoliopsida; Proteales; Proteaceae
Exons: 7
Coding region: 336-1307 (323 amino acids)
Source: RefSeq, a predicted model, not a curated record
CAUUCGCAACACCAAAUCCAAAGCGCAUGUUCGCACGAAUCUCCAUACAAAGAUAACGAUUUUGAUGGAAUACCGAAGUGUCGCUGCCUUUCUAGAUCCGAUGAGAUGGGAAGCACACGUUUAAAUACAGCCAAUGUAGACAUAAGAGGUUUUUUUAUAGAACUAUUUGCCGUGGGUACGAUUCGUCCCCCUCUCUUUGUUCUUCCACCUAACAGAUCUCUUCUUUUGGAAGCAAACCAAAGUUGAUGGAAGCAGAACGGGAACGAGAGUUAUAUAAAGAAGAUAUGAUGGGAUGAAGGAAGCCCUAGUGGAAGAAGAAGACCCAGAAGAGAGAAAUGGCGAGGGGAGAAAGCAGAGGGAAGUGGUGUUCUUACAAACGAACCACUGUAGUCAUCUGCUCCAUCAACAUCGUCGCUGCGUUUUACAUUCUGCACUUUCUCUACAACUCCCUCCACAUCUAUUCCAACAAUGCCGAUUCCUACGGUGGUAUAUUCACUCAAGAUCAGAUUAAGAGAAUGGAAGAAUCGAUUCGGGUUCGAAAGGAAUCAGAACCCAUAGAACUUGUUAGAUUGGUGACGGAAAUACAGAAGGAAUUUUCCAGACAACAAAAAGCACCAGAACUGUCUCGGCAUGUGAAUCAGCUAAUAAAUAAGGAGAUUCGAGAGAAGUUGAAAGGGCUCAACGCUAACGCAAAUGUGAGUGAACAGCGAGAAGCAGUGGAGAGCUGGCGCCAGGAAAAACUACAAGAGAUCAAACAAUUAACACUUGGACAGGCAACCUUGAAUUCAACCAUUCCAGCCAAAGAAGCCCAGAAGCUUUUAAGAGCUCUGGAAUCUGAUUGGACUGUGCUACUUGAAAAAAUUGGCCUUUGGAUGCCCGCUGAAAUCGUCCACAAGGAACAUCAUGAUAAACCUGAGGGAGAGCUAGAACUUGAGGAUCAAAUUAUACCUGGCCGGGCAAUUCCAUCUGAAUGCCAUGCCGAGAUUCAUACAGAUUAUGGUGGGGCUGCUGUCAGGUGGGGUCUUACCUACCAUCAGGAAAGUGCCGCUGACUGCUGCCAGGCCUGUUUGGAUCAGGCUAAAAAUUCAAAGCCAGAUGAAAUGAAAUGCAAUAUAUGGGUUUAUUGCCCUUCUGAGACAGGGUGCUAUUCGCCAGAUAUUUAUGAACACAAGCAUCAGGAAUGCUGGCUAAAACAUGCAGAAAAACCUCCAUUGAACUUCAAAGACAAGUACCCUGAAUCUUAUAGAGAUGCUCACCCAACUGCACCAGUGAUCGUUCCUUGGGUCUCAGGUGUUAUUAGUACAUGAGAAGGUUUUGCAUCGGGAGGUUGGCUAGAGGGAUGGUCACAAAUCCAUCUCUCAUGUAAACUACAAAUACUCACUCUUGAGGUCAGCUCUAAACUCGAGCUAAACUUCCCCGUGGAGGUAUUUUGUAGGCUUAAGUUAAUGUUUAUUUAUCAUAGUCAUUUUUUUUUCUUUUUGUAACAUAGGUUCUGGUCUAGGGGCUGAUACCUUUUAAGUUCAUAGUAUCACCCUUUGGGGAGUUUUGAGUAGUGAAACCUACUGCAGCUCAUUGAUGGAUGUAAUUAGUGAUAUUUGAUUCAUUGUAAUGUGGAUAUUAUGAUUUAUUGGGAUUGAUAUUUCUAUUUCCUGAAUUCCCAUAA